Molecule: messenger RNA, 1719 nt
Organism: Camarhynchus parvulus
Lineage: Eukaryota; Metazoa; Chordata; Aves; Passeriformes; Thraupidae
Gene: CSAD
Product: cysteine sulfinic acid decarboxylase
Exons: 14
Coding region: 145-1644 (499 amino acids)
Biological process (GO): carboxylic acid metabolic process
Cellular component (GO): cytoplasm
Molecular function (GO): sulfinoalanine decarboxylase activity; pyridoxal phosphate binding
Source: RefSeq, a predicted model, not a curated record
GGAGAUCCUUGUUCCGGGAUCACUUUAUCCCAAGAUUAUCUCCUUCCAGGAGAAGCUCAUCCUGGGAUCCCCCACCCCUGCCACCUGCUGCUAAUUCCGGGGUCCCUCCUGCUGCACUUCGGGGUCUCCCUGUGUUCUCCUGCCAUGGCUGAGCCCUCUGGGGCUGGGGACAGCAUCCCAUUGGAAUGUCCUGGCCUGGACACAGCCGCUGGGGAGGAAUUCCUGCAGGAAGUGUUCCAGAUCCUGCUGGAGGAGGGCGUGCGGAAGAGCACAGAUGUGACACAGAAGGUGUGUGACUGGAAGGAGCCGCAGGAGCUGCGGGACCUGCUGGAUCUGGAGCUGCGGAGCGACGGGGAGGGGCGGGAGCGGCUCCUGCAGCGCUGCCGGGACGUGCUGCGCUUCAGCGUCCGCACUGGUCACCCUCGGUUCUUCAACCAGCUUUUCUCAGGGCUGGACCACCACGCCCUGGCUGGCCGGUUCCUCACCGAGACCCUCAACACGAGCCCGUACACAUAUGAAGUGGCCCCAGUGCUGGUGCUGAUGGAGGAGCAGGUCCUGACCAAGCUCCGGGAGCUCGUAGGGUGGAGCAGUGGCGAUGGGAUCUUCGCUCCCGGGGGCUCUAUGUCCAACAUGUUGGCCAUGAACGUGGCGCGAUUCCAGCGUUUCCCGGAGAGCCGGAACAGAGGGAACUGGGACCUGCCUCGCCUGGGCCUGUUUGCAUCCCAGGAGAGCCAUUACUCCAUCCUAAAAGGAGCUGCUCUCCUGGGAAUUGGCACGGACAAUGUUCACCUGGUGCGGACAGAUGAGAGGGGGAAGAUGAUCCCAGAAGAGCUGGAGAAGGAGAUCCAGAGGGUGAAAGCUGAGGGCUCGGAGCCCCUCUUUGUGUGUGCCACGAGUGGCACCACUGUCCUGGGCGCUUUUGACCCGCUGGAUGCCAUCGCUGACGUCUGUGCCCGCCACGGGCUGUGGCUGCAUGUGGACGCAGCAUGGGGGGGCAGCGCCCUCCUGUCCCCCCGACUCCGUCAUCUGCUUGCCGGCAUCCACAGAGCUGACUCAGUGACCUGGAACCCCCACAAGCUGUUGAUGGUGGGGUUGCAGUGCUCGGCAUUCCUGCUCCGUGACAGCUCCGGGCUCCUGCAGCGCUGCCAUGGCGUGGGGGCCUCGUACCUGUUCCAGCGGGACAAGUUCUACGACGUGUCCCUGGACACAGGGGACAAGAGCCCCCAGUGUGGCCGCCGCGCCGACGGCCUCAAGCUCUGGAUCCUCUGGAAAGCCGUGGGGACCCGGGGGCUGGCACAGCGUGUGGAGCGGGCGUUUGGUGCCACUCGGUAUCUGUUGGAGCAGGUGAAGAGGAGGGAGGGAUUCCAGCUGGUGAUUGAGCCGGAAUUUAUCAACCUCUGCUUCUGGUUCAUCCCACCCAGCCUGCGGGGCCAGGAGAACUCCCCAGAAUUCUGGGACAAACUGGGAAAGGUGGCCCCAGCCAUCAAGGAAAAGAUGAUCCGGAGGGGCUCCAUGAUGGUGGGAUACCAACCCCAAGGAUCCCACGUCAACUUCUUCCGGCAGAUUAUCACCAAUCCUGCUGUCACCCGCCAGGACCUGGACUUCUUCCUGGAUGAGAUACAGGAAUUGGGAUGGGAUCUGUGAGCACUCCCAAAAACCCCUGUGAAAGACCCCAAAACCUUGCCCCCAUCCCUGAGGAAGAGGAGCAGAGCCUUGAUU